CAUGAACUUUGCAUUGGUUUCAGAACUCCCGGAACACAUUGGCAGAUGCUCGAGAAGCAAGGAAAGAGAGGUGUUCUGUUCGAAGAACCACCCUGAAGUCCGAAUGAGUUCUCGAAGUAUAGUCUCUGUUCCGCGUCGAACAGCGCAUUUUUUUUUUUUUUUUUUUGCCAAACUCGAUGUCAGUAUGGCGAUCAGGGUGAUUGCUUUCGAGAACAGUGGCUUGCCUCGACGGACAGUUCUCCCUGUGCUCGCGCCAUGGGCCUUCACUGGUUAUAUAACACAUCCCUCAACUCUCGGACUUCUGGAUUCCUUUCUCUUUCUUUUUCAUUGCAUAACUUCAAUACUUCACGAACCAAACAGACUUCGGAGCUCCUGCAGUGCAGCUUACUGCCUUUGCUUCGGAGUUGCCCACACAAGACAACACUACACCACACGGAUCGCCCUUCGUCCCACACAACAGCCAACAUGUGUCGCACUCGUUACAUCUACGAGUGCGGCCACCGACGGGACGAGAAGAACGGUUCCUGUGGAUUUGACACCAUAUGGCGCAAGGCCCUCCUUGCAGAAAAGCGCCACAAGAUCACAAAGGUCCGAAAAGAUCGUCUUUGCCGGGCCUGUCGGUCCAACACGGAUGAAAAGACAGCAGAUAGGGCUAGCAAGACGGCAAAGAAGCAUCGCGAAGACCACCACAAGCGGCGUGACACGGGAGGAAAACGAAACCGUGAGGCUAGGAAUGAGGAACCCAACAUUCGUCCCUCUGUCGAGGAGCGCCAUCGGACACCUCCCGUUCCACCCGUGCCUAUUGAUGAUGGCUAUCGCAGCAGGCACAAAUCAGGCCAGUCUGGACGCUCGCAAAAUUCUCGCCGCCGCAUGACAGAGGAUGCUCCGGAGCGACAAGAUGAACAUAUCCAAGACGAAGACCCGUGGAACAUCCCUCGUCCCGAAGCUCCUGGCCCCUACACCGAGCGCGUGGAGGAUUGGGUGUACAGCACCGACGACCCCUCUACCAUUGGCUUCGUCGGCGCUACCGCAGCCAACGUUCUGGAUGAAUCGACUGGCAAGAUUUAUGGCGAGGAAAAGGAGCAGGAGCCCUUUCUCCCAGCCCGCGCAUUCUGGCCCAAACCUCAACGACGAUCCAACCCUGACGGUCCCACGCAGGGCCCUGUCAACGUUCACCCCCGCCCCGCAAGCUCUGUCUACUCUGCUCGGCCCGGAUUCCGAAGGGAUGCCGAAGACAGCAUCGCCAAUGGCCAAGGCAGAUACGAUGAUGGCCAAAGUGCCGUGGGCACGAUCUGGGAGACAGAGUAUCGCGUUGACUCUGAUGACGAAGCACCUCCCGUGCCUGCCAUUCCCUCUGGGUUUGUUGACCCUUACGACACGACCAAAACGAGCCAGAAUGAUCCUUUCUACUUUGACUUGAAAUCACUCGUAGGAUCGGAGACUGCUGCUCGCGUCCUAGGAGACGAGACGGAGAAUGACCAGUGGCCCACGGCCGACAACUCAUGGCCCGAGCCGCUUGUCAUUCCUGCUGACCGCCGCUCCAUGACCACCAACACCGAGAUUGGGUACUUCCGCGACCUCCGCAUCGAGCACAACCGCAAGAUGAAGAACUACAUUCCACCAGAGGAGCGCGCCCGCAUGGAGCGCGAGAACUCUCGCAAAAUGGAGCAGAUCAAGGAGGAGUGGCGCGCAAACGCAAGGCGGGUUUCCAACGAGACAGAGAUGAUGGCCCAAACCCAAGGUAGCUCAUUGUCUCGCUCCGUGACAGAUGAAACCGCGCCAACCUCAUACAACACAACGCCUGUGAAGAGGAACCGAGCCACAGCCACACAGGCAGACUUAGAAUACCCUCGUAAGUACAACUUGGCAGGCGCUCUGCGUGAUCCUCGCUACCACGGGCGCAUGAAUCCUGGUAUUAACCCCACGCCUUCGAGCUGUGGCAGCCAGGUCUACUCGCAUCCCCGCAAACCGCCCGUCGUCCCUCAAGCACCCAUUCCAGAGGAGCAGAAGCAGAAGCAAGACCAUAGAACGACAGUGGAGACAACUUGGUCGCAGAUUCUGCCGCGCGAUCCCAAGUAUGAUCUUGGAACAGCGCGAGGCCCGCUCCCCAUGGUGCGUCCGAAGGACAUCCGACGCUAUGAGCGCGAGGAAACGGCGAAGAAGAAGGCCGAGAAGGCCGAGACCAAGAAGAAGGGCAAAAGUGACAAGAAGCCCGCCGUCUUUGGCCAGGGCUUCCUCAAUGCUCUGGGCAUGAGCCGCCACGAGCCCUCCCUCGAGUCCUUUGCUUGUGCAGAAGCCACUCGACAUGACUCACUGCACAGCCAGAGCACCCAAUGCUCUCACAAGUCUGGCCGGUCCAGCAAUAAGUCGCACAAGUCCUCUCACAGCAACAAGAGGCGUUAGACAGCGCGCAGACAGACAUGGUAAGUCGAGCCACGAUUCGACCCACACUGACUUUUGCUAACAGAUUUUCUUUUGUUUUUGCUUUACAAUCUUGCUUGACUUUUCUCGAUGGAACAAAAAUAGAAAUCAGAAACCACAUAAAUCAACCAUAUCGCUAGCGCAUAAUCACACAUGCUUCCCCCCAACCUCGAACUCAUCUUACA
Molecule: messenger RNA, 2606 nt
Organism: Emericellopsis atlantica
Lineage: Eukaryota; Fungi; Ascomycota; Sordariomycetes; Hypocreales; Bionectriaceae
Exons: 1
Coding region: 256-2403 (715 amino acids)
Source: RefSeq, a predicted model, not a curated record